UGGGACGGCAGAGCGGGGAUCCAUUUGCAGCUUUAUUGAGAAUAGUCACCAAGGCAGACAGGGGCAAAGGCAAAGACAUAAACGGGACAGGCAAUGGUCGAGGCAGGCAGCAGACAAACUGUAUCGGGUCACAGGCGGAGAUCAGGGCAGGCAGCAAACAAUCACAGUCCAGUACACAGGCAAGGUUCAGGGCAGGCAGCAGAGAAUCACAACGAAUAAACAAUCCAACGGUAACAGGGUAAACAGUCCACAAGAAAACGCUCAGAGUUGAUCACCGGGGCAAAUCAAGACUUCGCAAAGGGUGUGUGUGUGUGUGUGUCUUAAAUAGUCCAGGUAAUGAUCUGCAGGUGUGUGUGGCAAUUGGUGAUUGGUGCAUGUGAUUGGAAGGGAGGAUUAUGGGAAGUGGAGUCCAGGAACUGACAGGAACAGACAGUGAUCGUGACAUAACGCCCCCCUUCCGGAAGGCGCGUCCUCGCGGCGUAAAUGGCACAGAUAGGGAGGGGGGGUGGGUACAUUGGAGACCUGUUGGCAGACGGGAACGGGGUCUCCAAUGCAGGUCCAGGAACUCGGGCAGCCACGGGGGGUCAGGUGCCACGGGCAGCCACGGCGGGUCAGGUGCCACGGGCAGCCACGGCGGGUCAGGUGCCACGGGCAGCCACGGCGGGUCAGGUGCCACGGGCAGCCACGGCGGGUCAGGUGCCACGGGCAGCCACGGCGGGUCAGGUGGCUUGGGCACCCACGGCAGGUCAUGGUCCGUAGCCGGCCACAGCAGUUCACAGGCGGUUGAAGACCGUGGGCGUGUAAGGUCCCCACCCGCAAGCUCAAGCAAUUCGGAGGCCGCUGAUGAUCGCGGCCGUGCAGGGUCCCCACCCACAAGCUCCCCACCCUCAGGUAUAUGGCCCCCCCCAAAAAAGUUCUUGGGGAAUUCAACGGAGGCCGUGGCGGUUUCGUGGGUAAGGAGCUCGGGUGGCGCCGGCAGGGCGAGGAGCUCGGGUGGCGCCGGCAGGGCGAGGAGCUCGGGUGGCGCCGGCAGGGCGAGGAGCUCGGGUGGCGCCGGCAGGGCGAGGAGCUCGGGUGGCGCCGGCAGGGCGAGGAGCUCGGUGCCGGCCUCCGUGGCUGUAUCAGGAAGAGCGGAUUGCUCUGGGACGGCAGCGGACUGCUCUGGGACGGCAGCGGGCUGCUCUGGGACGGCAGCGGACUGCUCUGGGACGGCAGCGGACUGCUCUGGGACGGCAGCGGACUGCUCUGGGAUGGCAGCGGGCUGCUCUGGGACGGCCUCCGGGCCUACAGCGGGCUCUGGGAUGGCUUCCGGGCCUACAGCGGGCUCUGGGAAGGCCUCCGGGCCUUGAGGGCUGGAGGAAGCCUUCUUCCUCCUCCUCCUCCGUUUGAAUGGUUGAGGCGGUGGCUCUGUGCCUACCUCCUCGGUGGGCGCUGCAGCGGGCUCACGGGGUGGAGCGGACUCACUGGCUGGGACGACCCCUAUGUUCCCAGACACUGGCGGGGCGGCCAUCUUGCCCGUGGGCACUGGCAAAGCAGCCAUCUUGUCCAUAGCAUCCCGAGAGCUUGAGGGCGUAGCAACCGGCGAGCUUGAGGGCGUAGCAACCGGCGAGCUUGAGGGCGUAGCAACCGGCGAGCUUGAGGGCGUAGCAACCGGCGAGCUUGAGGGCGUAGCAACCGGCGAGCUUGAGGGCGUUGCAACCGACGAGCUUGAGGGCGUAGCGGCCAGCGGGCUUGAGUGCGAAGCGGCCGGCGGAGGCUUAGGAAUGCCAGCCGCUCGUGCUGAAGUCAGCGGUGGAUCAGCCACACUGGAACGCAACCCACCCUGCUCCCAAACAGAUCCAGAGACGUAACGUGACUCUAGAAGAACAGCGGGGACAUGACGUUGUUCUGGAAGAUCAGAGGAGACGUGACUUGGCUCACGGAGGUCAACUGUGACUUGACUUGGUUCAGGAUAAUCAGCGCUGACUUGACUUGGUGUUGUUAUUAUGGUGGCCGCCAUUUUGUGAGCGUCAUCUGGCGCGGCGGCCAUUACGUGAAUGGAUGAAGUGUCGCAUUUCUCCACGACACCCACAGUAAAUGGAGAGCCAACAGUCAAUAAAGCAUAAUCCAAAAACAGACUUAAAGAUGAACGGGGUCCCUCACGAAUGAGUUGUUUUUUAAGUGGCUGAUUGAUGCCCUCACAGAAAAAGUCUAUGAGCACGCAGUCCGGCAGAUCUGACCAAUAAGCAAUGUUCAAAUAUUCUGUGAUAUAAUCCUCUAUCGAUCGUGUGCCCUGCGUGAGUCCUAAUAACAAUUGUGCGAUGUUCCUACCGGGCCAUUGUUCUUCAGGAAAGCCGCUGGAUCCAUGUGUUGGCGAAGUCUUCUGUAAUGAUGGGACGGCAGAGCGGGGAUCCAUUUGCA
Ctenopharyngodon idella (grass carp) is the source of this 2400-nucleotide messenger RNA. RefSeq lists its product as uncharacterized. The coding region runs from base 396 to 1349 and encodes 317 amino acids. The transcript has 2 exons. Lineage: Eukaryota; Metazoa; Chordata; Actinopteri; Cypriniformes; Xenocyprididae. The record is from RefSeq and is a predicted model, not a curated record.